GUGAGUGACGUCAGCAGUAGUGACGGCUCAGCUCAUUUGCCAGGCACAGGCAGGGUAAACCUGGGAUUUAGUGGGUAAACCUGAAAUACUUCGAUAAAAUGCUUAAACUCUCUGGUAAAACUAAUAAAUAAAUCGUACCGGUGGACAGACACAGUGGGCUACUCGUCGCUUUCUCAAACAAUUUGAGGCACCAGGCUCCUCUUUUUAACGGUAAUUUGGGAUCUAUGUUUUUGCAUUCCCUGGGUCUCUCCUGAUUGAAGGGAAAUAGGCUAAGAUCCGACUCGAGUGCAAUGAGGGUUCUCACUGGAGACCAGCUUCAUACGGUUGAGACCUUGCUGAAGGUUUUCUUACCACAAUCGCAGCAGGUGUAUGGUUGCGUCUUCCUAAUCAACAGAAGACAGUCUGACCUAGUCGAUGUUUUAGUGGACAAUUGGCCAGACUUCACUACAAUUCUCUGCCUACCACAGAAUAAAGAGGAAGGGGACCUCUUCAAAACCAUCUGCAUGUUUACUAAAGAUGAGCCAACCUUGCGGAAAAUCCUGGGACAGACUGACGUUUUACCCUGGCAGGAGUUUUUUUGCCUAGGUCUUGACCUGUGUCAUGAGGACACGGUGAUGUGCAUUGCAGGGGACAGACGGGUAUCGGCUGAGAAAGACGCUGUGGCCCGUCAGAUGAGACUCGAAGACCUCAGUCGUCUCCCCGAGUGGGACAGCAAUCUGACAUUAAGGCUGUCCUGUCUGGACGAGUCCCACGUCGACUUGGUGAACAGAACCUGGAAGUUCAGCCAGGGGGCGCUCACUGCCAGAAUGAUCCGGGACAUGAUCUGUCACUUCCCCUCAUGCUGUUUGCUGGACGAGGAGGGGAAAGCGGUAGCUUGGAUUUUGACUUAUGCUAACUGUGCCCUGGGGCUACUGUACACAGCCCCAGAGCACAGGGGAAGGGGCUAUGCCACAGUCCUGAUAAGUACCAUGGCAACAAGGCUGCACGCCCAGGGUUACCCUGUGUACUGCUUCAUCGAGGAGGAGAACCACCUGUCCUACAGGCUCUUUAAAAAACUGGGCUUUACUGAAGACCCCUCCUACAGGGCCGCCUGGUUUACGUUCAGUAAGGUACAAAAGUAAUUUUUGUCCCCAUAAAUACUCUUUGAAGACAAAGCUUUGUAUCAUCAUUUUGGUCGAAAAGCAAUUAAUGUUGGACAAUAAAACAAUUUAAAGGGUUUCACAUUC
Anguilla rostrata (American eel) is the source of this 1226-nucleotide messenger RNA. RefSeq lists its product as uncharacterized. The coding region runs from base 291 to 1121 and encodes 276 amino acids. Gene Ontology annotation, molecular function: glycine N-acyltransferase activity. Lineage: Eukaryota; Metazoa; Chordata; Actinopteri; Anguilliformes; Anguillidae. Gene Ontology annotation, cellular component: mitochondrion. The transcript is spliced from 6 exons. The record is from RefSeq and is a predicted model, not a curated record.